AUGUCCUCAAUUUACGAGUACGCAGCCAUCACGGCGCCGCGGACAAUCCGCCUGAUGCACGUCUACCUAGGCGACGAAUCUGAUCCUAUCAACCUGUCCAUCGUUGUGACGACGCUCGAUGCUGUCCCGGAUUUCGAGGCUAUCUCGUACUGCUGGGGCGAUGCACAGGACCGCUGCCAAGUUACUUGCGACGGUGCCACGCUCUUCAUUACCAACAGCCUCGUCACGGCGCUCGUUCACUUCUGGCUAUCCGACCGGCCGCGCGUUCUGUGGGCCGACGCCAUCUGCAUCAACCAGGGCAGCGUGAUAGAGAAGAACUGCCAGGUGUUGCUCAUGCCAAACAUCUACGCGCAGGCAACGCGGACGCUUGUCUGGCUUGGUGUGGCCAAUGACCCCGUGUACGGGUACGUCUCGCCAACUGUAGCGACCUCGAUCCGCGAGGCCCUCGAACUGGACGGCAGCUUUGAACAGUCCAAGAACGGGUUCAUAGUUAUAUACGACUAG
Verticillium dahliae VdLs.17 is the source of this 504-nucleotide messenger RNA. RefSeq lists its product as uncharacterized. The transcript has a single exon. The record is from RefSeq and is a predicted model, not a curated record. Lineage: Eukaryota; Fungi; Ascomycota; Sordariomycetes; Glomerellales; Plectosphaerellaceae. The coding region runs from base 1 to 504 and encodes 167 amino acids.